AAAAAAUUGCCUACAGUUCCUAUGAUAGAAAUAUGGCAUUAAAUUUAACUUAAUUUAAAGGAUAUAAACAUAAUGGUGUUAAUCUUUAAACAUUUGCAGAACCAAACAUUAAACGCAGAGAUAAAAAUGGCACUCUUUUCAGUAUGAGACAAUAGAAAGAGAAGUAUUCUGUGUCUGAUGUAAUUUAGUCUGGAUUAAUAACUAUUAGCCACUUAGAGUCAGAUCCUACAAAAUGGAUUUCCCUGGGAAAACCCAUGUUUAUACAUCGCUCCCCUGCAGUCAGUGGGGCUCCACAUGGGUGCAGGGGUAGACUUGGGUGGAUCCAUUUGCAGUGUCCAGCUCUCAGUCUGCAAAAUUAGUUGAACCAACUCACUGAAAAUGUAAUGAGUUGACUUGGGGUUACUGUCACCAGCAAUUUUUUCAACAUAUUUAAAAUAGUGUACACUUCCUGUACAAGAAACUAGACUGCUUUCGAUUUUCAAAGAUAAUAUCACGCUUUAAGAGACAACUUAAACAAAUCUAAGAUACUGUAUACCAUUGUAAUGCUGUAGUUUAUGAACACACUAAAGGAAAAACAUACAAUCAGGUAGGAAAAUAAAACUACUUUAAAACACUGAUGAAGGAAAACUAGGAUUAAACAAUUAUUAAACAUUUACCUUGUACUUCUGCUGAGGGGGAAAAAAAAGGUUUUCUGAGAAAAGUGAGUUCUUAAAAGUGAGUUAAGAGAUUCAUUUUCCCAAUUGAAAAGAUUUUAUUUUUGGAUUGAUUCUUACUGCAGGAGCAUGACGAUACAGAUAAUUGGAAAUACAAACACAUACACUAACCAGCAGCAGUAGGUAUGGGGAUUAAACCUGACAGACUCAGAGUCAAAUGCUGUGCAACUCCUUUGACACUUCAAUUGAAUUACACCUGUGAAGCUGAGAGCCAAAUGUGGCCCUACUGUGUUUAGAAAACUCAUAUUGUGUAAUUCAAUCCAAGGCAGUUCAUUCAAUUAAACAUGCUGUCUAGUGACAUUAAUUUCAAUUGUGAAAUCUUUAUUACACAUUUGAUUCAUCUUGUCUCCCUUUUAUUUCUUUUUAUAAAGUGUGCUUAUGUGUCCCCACACUCUCUCCCUCUCAUACAUUAAAAACAAAGAAUUUAAACUAAUGCUGAGCAUCUAACUAUCGCUUUGUGUGUUUGACGUAUAAGAUCACCCCCAUACAGAUCAACAUUGUGGGACAGACGUCAGCAAUCUUUAAACAGAACUCCCCAUGUACUUCAGUGGGGAGUUCUGCUUAAAAACAAUAUAGUACUGUGGGAAUACCAGUGCUGAUACCACAGCCAUGGUUAUUUUCAUUUUUACAAUGUUAGAGGGAGAUUAUUUCCAUACUUUCGCAAACAGAGCUUCCGUUUAGGUUUGUUUUUAGAUUAAAACUGGUUUUAGUAGAAAAGUUAUCCUUAUGUUUAUUAAGCAUGGAGUAGCUGGACAAACUAGUGUACAGGGACCUUUUUAAAGAGUUUAAAGAUCAGGGUUCCUUUUAAAGAGUUCAAGCAAUUCAGGAAAAGGAAGGGUGAAUAAUUCUUACCCUUCUGAAACGAAGUGAGACUGUCCUGAUACUCGGCUCUUAUAACAUUACAAUUUGUAUUUAGUGUCAAUGUAUACAUUUCUUGAUUUUAUUUGAAGUGCUGACUUCAGUAUUUUCUUUAUGUUGGAAAUAAUAAGGACCUUUUUAUGUAUAUUCUGUAUGAGUUAGGAAAAGUAGAGACUUGAAACAUGCAUCUCAGAGAUGUCUUUCAAGUUGCUGGACACCAAGCCUCUCUGAACUCCUACAUUAUACUCACAUUAGGCUUAUCAUGAAAAGCUGAUAACCAGAAGGGAAGAUACAAAAGUUAAGAUCACUAUGUGGAGCUGUGACGCUUUCAACAGUACCAAGAACAGCGAGAACCAGCAUCUCUGCCAUGACUUCCAUCUGGUUCUUUUCAUCUUUUCCCUACUCUACCUCAUCAUCUGUUUUCCAGUUGGCCUUUGUUACAAUGCCCUGCUGGUCCUAGUUAAUCUCUGUAACAAAGCAUCUAUGACAAUGCCUGAUGUUUACUUUGUCAAUAUUGGAAUUGCUGGCCUCAUCAUCAGUGCCAUGGCACCAAUGUACCUUCUAGGACCUGCCAAUACAAAAUGGGCCAUCUGGAAUUUUAACAAUGAAGUUUAUAUUACAUUACUCAUUUUAUUCAAUAUUUCAUCUUUAGUUAUCAUGUACUCUACUACAUUGCUCAGCCUGGACUACUACAUUGAACGUGCUUUACCAAGAACUUAUAUGUCAAGCGUGUACAACACAAAACAUGUCUGUGGGUUCAUCUGGGGAGGAGCUAUGCUUACAAGUUUUUCAUCUCUCUUAUUCUACGUCUGCAAUCAUGUAUCCACUAAAAUAAUUGAAUGUUCCAAGAUGCAAAACAAAGAAGCAGCAGACGCCAUUAUGGUUUUUAUUGGGUAUGUCGUACCAGCUACUGCUGUACUGUAUGCAUUUGUGUUAAUUUUGCGAAUACGUAAUGAGGCUACACCACUGGACCACGACACUGGAAGAUUAGAUCCUUCAGUACACAGGCUUUUGAUUGCUACAGUCUGUACACAGUUUACAUUAUGGACACCCUACUAUGUAACUCUUUUGGUAAACACAUUUAUUAAUGCUCAAGGAAAACUUACAGAUGAGAAUUACAUCCGAGUAUUACCUUUUAUCAAGAGUGUAUCAAAAUUGUUGGCUUUCUCAAGUAGUUUUGUAAUGCCUCUACUCUACCGAUAUAUUAACAAAAACUUUCCCCACAAAUUACGACGGCUGCUUAAAAGAAUACACUGUGGAAAUCAAGGAUGUUCUCAUGAACGCACAGUAGUACAGCAAGUUAUGACGUAGGUAUGAAAGAAUCUCAUGGUGCUCAAUUACUGCAGUACUUUGUAUACUGUACUCAGUAUGUGACAAUGUUUUGUUGAUUCUUAAAGAUCACUUAUAUGGGAGCACCUAGCAAGGAGACUUGAAAAGAGCUUCCAUUAUAACUAAAUGAUUUACAGUUUAAACCUACAGAUAGUAAAAAUGGUUGCAAAAAAAUCUCUUAAGAGUCUGUCUACAUGUUAUAAUACCUGUGUUUUCCAGUAUUUUCAAUGCACUGAGUCAGUUAAAAAGCAUAAGCUUUGUCUUCACAGUUCUAAUAAUCCUGUCUGAAGAAAUCACUAAAGGGUUAAAUGAAGCCUUGAUUGAAUACACAGCACUUUGUUAUCUUAUACAGGAAAAAGAAGUAUUUUACUCUCCAUAUAAAGGAACACAACUGUUUUAAUUUUAAAAGUAGAGCUAUUCUUGGUGGUGGCAAAGACAACAUCUUUUCAAUGAAGAUGAUCUCUGUUAAAGAUCAGACUGUUCAACUAUAUGUUUUAAUAGUGAAGUGUUAAUUAUAAGUUACUUUAGUAUUUAAUUAAUUUGCUUCUUCUCCCUUCCCCAAAGAAGGGAAAAGGAACCUAAAAUGCAAUUCUAAGAAAGGAUAUUCUCAUGCAGACUUAGCUACAUUUUAAUAUCUUUGACAAAUUUUCCUAGAUGUAACAAUUAACAAACAUGCAUUUAAGUCUUCAUUGCUCUCUGUGUAUCAUAAAAACAUUUCAAUGAUUCAGAAAUAUUUAUUAACUAUUUUAAGGGAAUAAAGAGACAUUUGCCCUGCAUAUUAAAACGAAGGAUACAAUGGUUCAUGAAGUUAGAGUGAAAGUAAAAUGUACAUGGUUGAAGAAUGUUUGGCUAAGUGUUAUGGUCCACAAAAGUUCAUGUAACUAGAGUGAAUUAUUUUAAACAAAUAAAUAUGUUUCUAAUGAA
Molecule: messenger RNA, 3824 nt
Organism: Chelonia mydas (Green sea turtle)
Lineage: Eukaryota; Metazoa; Chordata; Testudines; Cheloniidae
Gene: GPR146
Product: G protein-coupled receptor 146
Exons: 2
Coding region: 1881-2882 (333 amino acids)
Biological process (GO): G protein-coupled receptor signaling pathway
Cellular component (GO): membrane
Molecular function (GO): G protein-coupled receptor activity
Source: RefSeq, a predicted model, not a curated record